GAAGUAGAAUUGGGCUCAAAAGAACAAACUCUGGCCCAAGACAACCAACUGCCUUUUUCUGUUGGGGCAAAGACCAAAAAUUGGCUUUAAUUUGAUGCUAAAUUCUCUCCCCGAAGCAACCCCCAGUGUGCAUAUAGCCUGCUUAGAUGGGGCUCAAAUCCCAGGGGACAGUAACUAGGGAGAGUUUUGAAGUUAAACAAGCAAGGCAAAUUAAUUCUCUCAAGGGUCUUGUGGCACUUAAAGACAAUGUAGACAGGAAGUAUGAAUCCAAUUGCAAGAGGAAGUACGACUAAUUGAAGAGUACAGCCGCCAGUAUUUUUAUGGCUUUUUUCCAGUGUGUUUGUAUGGAAGAAGUUUCCCAAAGGCCUUUGCAGCACCAGUUGAGUAAAAGAAGGGAGUAACUAUUCCCAGUCAGAGACGCUAUGUAUAUUACUAUAGUUACCUGUUAAAGAAUCACCUGGAUUAUAGACCAGUGGCACUGCUGUUUCAUAAGAUGAUGUUUGAAACAAUUCCAAUGUUCAGUGGCGGAACUUGCAAUCCUCAGUUUGUGGUAUACCAACUAAAGGUAAAGAUAUUUACCUCCCCUUCAGGACCCCCAAGACGAGAAGACAAAUACAUGUACUUUGAAUUCCCUCAACCAUUGCCAGUGUGCGGUGAUAUCAAAGUAGAAUUCUUCCACAAACAGAACAAGAUGUUGAAAAAGGAAAAAAUGUUUCACUUUUGGGUAAAUACAUUCUUCAUAGGACUGGAUGAAAAUUCAGACAAAGUAGAAAAUGGAAGUCUAGUUGGAGAUCAGGAACUUGAUGGUAUUUUCAGCACAGAACGCUCAGAUAAUGACAAAGAAUAUCUAAUCCUUACAUUAACAAAAAAUGAUCUAGACAAGGCAAAUAAAGACAAAGCCAACAGAUAUUUCUCUCCAAACUUCAAGGUGAAGCUAUUUUUCACAAAAACAGAGGAGCCAUCAAAUCCAGAGGCUAGCAGUUCCGCUUCAGUAACACCGGACGUUAGUGACAAUGAACCUGAUCAUUAUAGAUAUUCUGACACCACUGACUCUGAUCCAGAGAAUGAACCUUUUGAUGAAGAUCAACAUACACAGAUUACAAAAGUCUGAAUAUUUUUUUUAUCUGGGAAAAAAAACCACAAAGAGACAAACUUGAAUAAACUGAAAAAGGACCUUUUCAAAUGGCAAUAGAACAUCGUGUCAGAUUACCAAUUAUAGGAACAAUUCUUUCCUGACCAAUCUUAUUUUGCCCUAUAAAUCUACAGGGUUUGACACUUGUUGUCCAGUUGAAAAAGGUUACGUAGCUAUGUUAUGUAUAUGCCUUUUUGUGUCAAAAGGACAUUAAAAUUUCAAUUAGGAAAUAUAAAGAUGGCACUUUCCCAUUUUAUUCCAGUUUUAUAAAAGUGGAGACAGAUCUGAUGUGUAUGCGUAGGAAUUUUUCCUUUUGUGUUCUGUCACCAACUGUAGUUGGGGGAAGAAAAAAAAAAGCUUUCUGAUAUACAGGUUCACAUCCUGCCCCUUUCUUUGCACUUAAGUGGCAACAGAUAAGUCUGCAGUUGGCUAAGAGAAGUUUCUAAAGGGUUGUACUACAUUCUAAUGCAUAUAUUCUGGAUAGGGGAAUGGAAAGAAAUGCUCUGAAAGGAAUACAUUAUGCUGGACCCUGGACUAUGUACCGUAUCCGGCUACUUAUAUGCACCUUUCUUUAGCAUGCUGCAGUAAUUAAUCCUGGACAUUUGAGGAAUUGGCCGCUGUCACUGCUUGUUGUUUGUGCAUUUUAUUUUUUUUAAGCAUAAUGGUGCUAGAAAAGGCAGCUAGAGGGAGUGAUUCCAUAUAGGGGUACAGGAAUGAACCUUCCACAACAUCUAAAGACCCACAAAUGAAGGGAUAUGAAAAUAAUGGGGUCACAGAUAAGAAACACAGCAACAAUGACUUAACCAUACAAAUGUGGAGGCUAUCAACCUAAAAUGGGCUUGAAACAAUUGUUCUAAAAAAGACAAUGAUUUAUUAUUAAAUGUUUUUCUCAAUUGUAAUGGCUGCUCCAUCUCCUGUGUAAUCAAGGCCAGUGCUGAAAGUCAGAUGCUAUUAGUACAUACAUCAGUCAACAUCUUACACUUAUUUUAUUAGUUUUUCAAUCAUAUACCUGCUGUGAAUGCUUCAUGUGCUGCAUUGCGAGCUUUUUUCUCAUUAAAUAUAAAAUGUUUUAUAACGGUGCACGAGAAACUUCAAUUUGAGAUUCUACAGGUUAGUGUGUGUUUGUUUGUUUUUUUUUUUUUUGAAGAUUUGUGGAUGCAUUUAUUCAAUCAAACAGCUGUCAGCCCUUCCACCCCUUUGACCUUACACAUUCUAUUACAUUCAUUACAAUGAGUUUUGCAGUUUUGCACACUUUUUUUUUUAAAUGUCAUUAACUGUUAGGGAAUUUUACUUGAAUACUUAGUACCUACAAUGUUUAAUAAGAGACAUUACACAUGGAAACCAGUCUUGCAAUAAAUUCUCAACACUGCACAGAUAUAAAGAUGUGUACUUUUUAAAAGUAGAACAUGUCCCAAAUAUUCUAUCUGUUGUUUACUAUUAAAAGAAUUAGAUAUCCAAACUGGCAGUGUUGUAUCAUUCCUUCAUAGGGAUAUAGCCAGGACGAGGGAUGAGCUUCACUUCUGCAUAUUAUGAUGACUGACAUGCCCAGACUGCAGAUAAUUUAACGGAGUACAACUACCGUUGAAUACAGAUAUGAAGAAAUUUUUAAAUUCUAUUCACUAUAAAAUACACUAUGACCUUCAAACUUUUGGAAUAUCUACCCCAAAAUUUACGCUUUAUGGUGUAAAGUCCAAUUUUAAUUAACUUACUGGCGCCAACAUUGUUUAUUAGCUGUGUUCUUAUCUAGUUAUCAGAUGAAUCUGGGAUCCAUAGGACUCAGUACAACAGCACUAACAGAGUAUGAAUUGUAAAAAGACAAAUUUUGAUAAACAAAGGUGUCUCAUGCUUUUUCAAUAUUUAUUGGUUAAUUUUGCAUGUCAAAUUCAUGAUCUAAACUUAUAACAGCUAUUAUAGGAUUUAUAAGUUAACAGAACAAAAAUGCUGGUCCAGCACUCAUAAUUCCCAUUGUUAAAUUGGCCAGCAGCAAUGGCUACCUGAAGACCAGACCCUUAACUUUAUGCCUUGAUACAUGUUUCACCUUAUGUCUGCUUUUAGCAAUUGAAAGUCAUGUUGGCUAAUAAACAAAAAUAUUAAUGCUUUAAAAUACUUUGAUUUUGACACUGUUCUAUGUCCUGCUUUUGGGCUCAUGAUAGCAAAAUUAAAUUGUGCGGUUCCAGUAUGUAACACUGAUGGCCAGAAUGGAAAUAAUGACAUUAUAAUGGGCUUUUGCACUGUUGUUGUUUUUCCUUUGGAAUGUGAAGGUCUGAAUGAGGGUUUUGAUUAUGAAUGUUUCAUUGUUUUUGAGAAGCCUUGCUUACAUUUUAUGGUGUAGUCAUUGGAAAUGGAAAAAUGGCAUUUUUAUUUUUUUAUAUAUAUAUAUAUAUAUAUAUAUAUAUAUAUAUAAAAUACGUACUCUCCUAUACUUUAUUUCAGUUACCAUCCCCAUAGAACUUGACAAGAAUUACUAUGACUGAAAGGUUUUUGAGUCCUUAUUAAAACUUUAUUUAUGACAGUAUUCAUAAUUCGCUUGAAAGGCAUUCAGUAGGUAAUCUCUGAGUUUCUGGACUGUAUACUUAAACUCUUGGAUGUGCAGCAGCUUACAUGUCUGAAAUUACUUGAAGGCAUCACUUUCAUAAGAGCUUACUGUUAGGCCCUGUACCAUCCGUAGUCAUCUGUAGCCCCACUCGAAAUGUUUUGCCACAGUUAUUUAAGGGCGGUUGUAUAAAUAGCAUCAAGAUUCUUUGCUGUGGCACAAAUUGUAAACUAAAGUGGAGUUUACAUACAGCAUCAAACGUUUCAGCUUUAAAAAAUAAAAAUAGGGUGCCAGUGUGCAAGUUCCAUGUUUAGUUAUAGCAAAUUUGUGCAAUAUGUUAACGAUGCCUGUGGUUGCCACAAAGUGCCUCGUUUACCUUUUAAAUACUGUUAAAUGUGUCAUGCAUGCAGAUGGAAGGGGUGGAACUGUGUGCUAAAAGGGGCUUUAACUGCAGUUUGGCAGAGCUGCCUUUUACUCUGCCAGUUCAAAUUUUCAGUCUGUUUUCAUAUAGCGUGUAUAUGUGUGUAAUAUACACACACACACACACACACACACACACACACACACACACACACACACACACACACACACACACACACACACACACACAAAUUGAGUCUGUCAAGCAGCCUUACUCUGAUUCAGCCUCUUCAGAUACUAUUGUGCUGUGCAACAGUGGCUCUGUGUGUAAUGCUAUGCACUGAGGAUACACAAAAACAACAAAAUAUGACAUGUACAGGAUAAUGCCUCAUACAAAUCAGAUGUCCAUUUGUUGUUGUGUUUAACAACCCUUUAUCUCUUAGUGUUAAAACUCCACUUAAAACUGAUUAAAGUCUCAUUCUUGUCA
Molecule: messenger RNA, 4512 nt
Organism: Dermochelys coriacea (leatherback sea turtle)
Lineage: Eukaryota; Metazoa; Chordata; Testudines; Dermochelyidae
Gene: PTEN
Product: phosphatase and tensin homolog
Exons: 5
Coding region: 494-1111 (205 amino acids)
Biological process (GO): cell motility; phosphatidylinositol 3-kinase/protein kinase B signal transduction; regulation of phosphatidylinositol 3-kinase/protein kinase B signal transduction
Cellular component (GO): cytosol; cell projection; plasma membrane
Molecular function (GO): protein tyrosine phosphatase activity; phosphatidylinositol-3,4,5-trisphosphate 3-phosphatase activity
Source: RefSeq, a predicted model, not a curated record